This is a messenger RNA of Hibiscus syriacus, 1730 nucleotides long. Its product is annotated as protein trichome birefringence-like 12. The record is from RefSeq and is a predicted model, not a curated record. Lineage: Eukaryota; Viridiplantae; Streptophyta; Magnoliopsida; Malvales; Malvaceae. The transcript has 4 exons. Gene Ontology annotation, cellular component: Golgi apparatus. Gene Ontology annotation, molecular function: O-acetyltransferase activity. The coding region runs from base 51 to 1265 and encodes 404 amino acids.
UUACUUCGAUCGUAAAGUGGAAAGAUUCGUUGGAUGUUUGUUCUUCUGAAAUGCGUAAUAAGCUCUCUUAUUCGAUCUUUCCAUCAAUUAUCUUUCUUUCCCUAGUUUUCCUCUUCCUUUACUCCACUUUUCUCCCUCUCUAUACCAACGACUCCUCUUCACUGCCCACUAAAAAUUUCCUUCCUUUAUCCUCUUAUUCUACUUGCAACCUGUUCGAUGGCCAUUGGGUGUUAAAUUCCACCAAAGCCAAGCCUUUCUACGAUGGGACCUGCCCAUUUCAUAGAAACGCCUGGAAUUGUCUUAACAACGAAAGGGACAACAUGGGAAUCAUCAAUUCAUGGGAAUGGGUACCCAAAGAUUGCAGCUUGGAGAGGAUUGAUCCCUCGAGGUUCUUGGGUUUGAUGAGGAAUAGGAAUAUUGGGUUUGUUGGGGAUUCUUUGAAUGAAAACUUUUUGGUGUCUUUUUUGUGUAUUCUUAGAGUGGCUGAUGGAGGUGCUAAAAAGUGGAAGAGAAAGGGAGCUUGGAGAGGGGCUUAUUUCCCUAAGUAUAAUGUCACAGUUGCCUAUCAUAGGGCUGUUUUGCUUGCCAAAUACAAGUGGGAGCCAAAACAAUCUGCAGUUUCUGCUCAAGAUGGACUGAAAGGAGUAUACCGAGUGGAUGUCGAUAUUGUUGCGGAUGAAUGGAACAGGAUGACCGACUUCUAUGAUGUUCUUGUUUUCAACACUGGCCAUUGGUGGGGCUAUGAUAAGUUCCCAAAAGAGAUGCCUCUAGUCUUUUACCGGCAUGGGCGACCACUAAAUCCUCCCCUGGGAUUAUUGGAUGGCUUUCAAGUGGUUCUUGAAAAUAUGGUUCGUCACAUUCAAAAGGAGGUUCCUAAGAACACUCUCAAGUUCUGGCGGUUGCAAUCGCCGAGACAUUUUUAUGGCGGGGAGUGGAAUCAAAAUGGUAGUUGCUUGUUUGACAAACCCCUUGAAGAAGACCAGCUUGACUUGUGGUUCAAUCCCAGCAACAAUGGAGUGAAUAAAGAAGCUAGAACACUUAACCAUCUAAUUAAAGAGGCAGUGCAAGGCACGGAUAUUCAGGUGCUUGAUCUGACUCAUUUGAGCGAGUUCAGAGCAGAUGCACACCCGGCAAUUUGGUUAGGACAGAAAGAUGCUGUGUCUAUAUGGGGCCAGGACUGCAUGCACUGGUGCCUGCCUGGUGUACCUGAUACAUGGGUUGAUAUACUUGUGCAACUAAUCCGUAAUAGUUUGGAGACGGUAUGAUGAAAUGCGAAUAGAAUCUUAUCAAGUUUUUUCAAGCAUUCACCUUGGAUAAUGCCGAGCAUCUUCUGCCAAGUGCAAUGGAUACACCGAUAUGUCAAUGUGAAUGCCAAGCACAGGUGAAUGCCAUAAGGCUCGUCUCUUUGGAGAUGAAUGAGAGUUGGCUGUUUAUAAAUUAAACCCUGCUGCCUCUAAGGUCUCUUUUUAUGGGCGUUGUUUUACUCUUCUUUUUCCAUUUUUUUGGUUUUGGGGGUGGAGACCGAAAGACCGAGUUGAGGAAUUCUUCUACUUUACAUAGGUUUAACAUUCAACUGUGUGGAAAGAAUGCCCAUUUUUUUCACUUGGUCAUUUGAUUCUGUUUAUGCUUUUAACAUUUCUGAACUUUGAAGUGAAAUGUAAGUGCAGCUUAUUAUUAGCAUAUUGAUGUCAGCUGACUAUAUUACCGUUAUGCUCUUCACUUGAAACCUA